CCUGUCAGUGUCACCUAUCAGUGCCACCUGUCAGUGCCGCCUAUCAGUGUGCAUCAGUGCUGCCUAUCGGUGCCAUCAGUGCCACCUAUCAAUGCCCAUCACUGCAGCCUCAUUAGCGCAUAUCAGUGAAGGAGAAAAAUCACUUAUUUACAAAAUUUUAAAACAAAAACUAAGAAACUUUUUUUUUUUUUAAAUUUCAGUUGUUUUUGGUUUGUUUAGCAAAAAAUAAAAAACCCAGAGGUGAUUAA
Staurois parvus is the source of this 248-nucleotide messenger RNA. NCBI's taxonomy places the organism in Eukaryota, Metazoa, Chordata, Amphibia, Anura, Ranidae. The record is from the annotation of a GenBank genome assembly.